AUGAAGUUCAGCAUCGCUACCACCGUGGCGCUGUCCAUGGCCGCCGCGGCAGUGCCGCACGGUCGCCGCCACCAGCAUCAACACCCCAAUCGCCGUGAUGUGGUCGUCGACGUCGUCACUCAAGUUGCGACCCAGACUGCUCCAGUCGCCAUGGUUUACGUCGACCAGAACGGUGCUCCCAUGUACACCUCCUGGAACCAACAAGGCCAGAAUCAGCCAACGACCUACGCCCAACCCACUCCGACAGCUACCGAGGCACCGGUGGACGCUUCUAGCUCCUCCGCCCCAUCCAGCUCAGAGGCGCCGGCCGACUACCCAGCAGCAUCCAGCUCUGAGUCAGCGGCACCUCCUGCUUACACUGCACCCUCCGGUGGCGCUGGCGCUGGCUCAAUGGGCUACGGCAUCUCCUACGCUCCUUACUCCAGCAGCGGCGAGUGCAAGACUGCCGACGAGAUCAACAGCGACUUCAACUCCUUUGAGGGCUACGGUAUGGUUGGCAACGUUAUCAAGGCUGCAUCAUCCAAGGGCAUGAAGGUCUUCGCCGGCAUCUUCGACAUUUCUCAGGUUGAGUCUGAGGCGCAGACCCUCAUUGACGCUGCCAAGGGCAACUGGGACACUAUUGACACCGUCUCCGUUGGCAACGAGGUCGUGAACAACGGCGGAUCUGCCUCGGACGUCGUCAAUGCCAUCAGCACCGCCCGCAGCAUGCUCAAAUCCGCCGGCUACAACGGCAAGGUCGUUACCGUGGACACAUUCACUGCCAUGAUCGACAACCCCGAGCUCUGCCAAGCCUCCGAUUACGCCGCAGCCAACUGCCACGCCUUCUUCAACUCCGACAUCACCGCCGACCAAGCUGGCGAGUACGUCGCCUCUGAAGCCAAGCGUGUCCAGCAAGCCUGCGGUGGCAAGGACACCAUCAUCACGGAAUCCGGCUGGCCAUCCGCCGGCGACCCCAACGGCUCUGCAGUGCCCAGCCCAGAGAACCAGAAGGCAGCUAUCAGCUCCCUGCGGAACCACUUCUCCAACAACAUCGUCCUCUUCAGCGCGUUCAACGACGGCUGGAAGGACGACUUUGACGGCAGCUUCGGCGCCGAGCGGUACUGGGGUAUCUAUGGCAAUGCGCCUGCGUAG
This is a messenger RNA of Saxophila tyrrhenica, 1131 nucleotides long. RefSeq names its product Cell surface mannoprotein mp65 (gene MP65). The transcript has 2 exons. Gene Ontology annotation, cellular component: cell surface; extracellular region; fungal-type cell wall. The record is from RefSeq and is a predicted model, not a curated record. NCBI's taxonomy places the organism in Eukaryota, Fungi, Ascomycota, Dothideomycetes, Mycosphaerellales, Extremaceae. Bases 1 to 1131 code for a protein of 376 amino acids. Gene Ontology annotation, biological process: cell wall organization. Gene Ontology annotation, molecular function: glucan endo-1,3-beta-D-glucosidase activity.